Molecule: messenger RNA, 837 nt
Organism: Glarea lozoyensis ATCC 20868
Lineage: Eukaryota; Fungi; Ascomycota; Leotiomycetes; Helotiales; Helotiaceae
Exons: 2
Coding region: 1-837 (278 amino acids)
Source: RefSeq, a predicted model, not a curated record
AUGUACUUUUGGUGGUUCCGCAUUCUCGACGCUUUUACCAUUUUGUCCCGCGACACCACCAACUUCAUGGGAAGGCUAUCUUUGUUUCCUUCACAGAAGAACUACAGACUAACUGUUAACGGACCCGUGUUACUAAAGGAGUUUGGAGAAGCCUCGGAAGAUGCAUCUUUGGCCGGCCCCUUGCUACACAGUAUCAGCUCGGGUACAGGUCAGCUUAUUGCUUUUACAAUUGCGAUUACCACCCAGGCCAAAAAAGAGCUCAAAGCUGUACAAAAAACGCCAUCUGGAAUACUAUCAACUAACCUAUCUACGAUACCAUCUGUUAAGACUCAAGCAAGAGUCGCUACGGUUUUCCUUCAGUAUAUGGAGAGGUUAGGAGAGGAAAUUACCAUACUUUUGAAAGAAGCAAAUGAGACCCAACAAUAUCUUCAUAGUAUACAAAAGCAUCUUCGCCGAGCAGAGAGCUCAUGCAAAGACGCUACAAAGAAGGCAACUCAACAGCUUGCUGGCUCUCAGGGGUCUUUGAAUCGUUUCUUACGAACAUACAAAGAACAAAUUCGAGACUUCGAGGAGCAUCUUGAGUACCUUGAUUUCGUCAACAACAGCAUCGAAAAGAGCAGGAAUGUAACGACAGUGGUAAUUCGAGACCUUGAUGGUGUCAAGAAAAAGCUUCGGGAGUACCGUGAUGGGUUUAGACGGAACUAUGUAUGGAAGGCACCGAUCGAAAUCUUUAUUGUGAUUCUUGAAAAAAGUGUCAUUUCCUUUGAAGCUUCAAUCGCGGACGCUAAGGAGAUGAGAAAGAGGAAUGGAGCGAAGUUGGAAAUCGAGUCUGGUUAG